AUCAACAACUGUCGACCAAUCAGAGUCUUUUUCUUCUGACGCGCCUUUUGGAAACAAACACCUAUUUUGUCAUUUGAUAUAAGGGCCAAUGAGAGCCCCAUAUCACAUGACUUGUUUACCACGACUCUCCGUCCAAUCAGAGGCCUCCAUACCGGCCACGCCUCCAUUUUCACGUGCUUGACGUACGAUAUUUACGUCACAUGACCGUGUGGUAUAGCAAAACAACACCGUACGUGUUUUCCCUGUCCCACAUUUAGGCGUGUUGACCUACCAAAAGACGACGCUAAUUCCCAGCCAUCCGGAAACAAAGCCCGCUCAACUGCAUUUUUCGUUCUUGACGUGACAUCAUGGAGGACUGCAACGGAAAUGAUGUGUACCCUGGAUAUGUUCAGAACGGGUUCGGCCCAGGCCAUGAGUCGGAGGGUGUGAAGGUGUUUCGCGGCACACUGGUGCACUCCACCAAGGAUAAACCCAUGCAGAUCCUCAAGAACGGGGUCAUUGGGGUCGACCCAUCCGGAAAGAUUCUGUUUGUUAAGGACGAUGAUUCCCUUGAGGACCUUGCAGCCGAGAUUGGCUUCAACCCGUCUGUGCACAACCUGACCGACAGCCAGUUUAUCAUCCCCGGGUUCAUCGACACGCACAUCCACGCUCCCCAGUACCCCAACACGGGCACCAAGGUGGACCUGCCGCUGCUGGAGUGGCUCCACGCCUACACCUUCCCGCUGGAGACCAAGUACAGCGAUCUGGACUUCGCACGGGACGUCUACAAGAAAGUCGUGCACAAGACGCUGUCGUGUGGCACCACGACCGCCAGUUACUUCGCCACCAUCCACAAGAAGGCAUCCAUGGCUCUGUGUGACGCUGCAGAGUAUUUCGGCCAGAGGGCUUACGUGGGGAAGUGUAACAGUGACCAGAACGUGCCUGACCACUAUUGUGAGGGAACAGACGCGUCACUGAAGAAUACAGAGGAAUUCAUCAAAGAGGUUCUGGGAAGAAAGAACCCCCUCAUCACUCCGGUGAUCACACCCCGGUACGCCGUCGCCUGUACCACUGAGCUGAUGUCUGGGCUCGGGAAACUGGCCCAGAAGUACGACCUGCCCAUACAGAGUCACCUGUGUGAGAGCCCGGCUGAAGUGACGUUAGUGAGCGAACUGUUUCCUCAGUACGACUGCUACACGGACGUCUACGACAAGUGUGGCGUCUUCACCAACAAGACCGUGAUGGCCCACUGUGUCUACCUGACGGAGUUUGACUUGGACCUGAUGAGGGAGAGAGGUGUGGGCGUGUCACACUGCCCCAACUCCAACCUAUCAAUCUGUAGCGGAAUGAUGGACGCUAGGACAUGGCUCGACAGAGGCCUGAAAGUCGGUUUGGGAACCGAUGUGUCAGGAGGGUACCACCCGUCCAUGCUGGACGCCAUCCGCCUGGCCAUCCACACGUCAAACGCCAUCAGUAUCCAGCGGCCCGCCGACUACAGACCCAUCUCCUACCAGGAGGCGUUCCGCAUGGCGACGCUAGGGGGCGCAGAAGCCUUGGCCCUGGACGAUACCAUCGGGAACUUUGAAGAGGGGAAGGACUUCGAUGCUCUCCUGAUUGACAUGGAUAGUUCUUCCAGUCGUGUGGACACCUUCGACUUCGACUCUAUCGAGGACCUUGUUCAGAAGUUCCUUUUCAUAGGUGAUGACAGAAACAUCCAGGAGGUGUAUGUCUGUGGGCAGAAAGUCAUGGAGCAUGGGAAGUAGGGUCAAAGUCGUGACGUCACACGGCACAGAUUUCGAUGACGUAGCACACAUAAAAAUGUGUCGUCACUAGCUACGGACUACACAAUUUUAUGAAAUCUACGUCAUCAAAAUCUGUGCCAGAUUUGUUUUCAUGUUCUUUUGAACUUUUAAAUGCACAUUGCCUGAAGUUGGCAAGUUAGUAGCACGAAAAGUUGACGUGUGAAACACUUAUUAAAUCAACUUUGUUGAAUUUCUGAAGUGAUAAUAGUGUUAACGGGACUCGGUACUUGAUUUGGAAAACAUCUAGAUAUUUCCUCUUCUGGAAAAAAGACUUACGACGAAAAGUAUAGAUUUAGCUUGGUUGCAAUGAGGAACAAUGCGGGUAGCAAGUUUGACUGUAUUAUCAUGAAAAUUCCUCUGUGUUGGUAGUAAUCAUAGUAAAACGUUGAACUUUAUUCCAACACACAAUUGUACAAGGAUCAAGUUUCCGCGACCACUGCCACCUUCAUCAGGAUAAUUAAUGACCAAUCACUUCACUACGUGAUUUUGCGAGAGUUACGGUUACAAACACGUGACCUUAUUCACCUGAUGAAGGCGACAGUGGCCUGUGCAAUUGUGUGUUGGAAUAAAGUUUAACGUUUUAUUAAGUUUGACUGUACUUGUAUCUCAGGUGCACAGGAGCCCCGAUUAUGCUUUCAGAGCCGUUUGUUUGUCUGUUUGUUUGUUUCUUGGUUUAUGGGAUAUAUGUAUAAUGUAUAAUGAUAUAAUGUGUAUAGCCGUAUAUAAUCAUGGUGUACAAAAAAACGUGGUAUCUUAAGGUGAUAGCUCAAUUUAUUCUUUGAUAAUCAAAUUGAUUCCUUGACAACCAUUAUUAUAGAUCAUAUGUACAUUACAAUUGAAUGCAAGUAUAAAGAUAUGAUAAAAUCAUAUUAUGAUAAAACCAUAGAUAUAUAGAUUAGAUAUAUUUAGUG
Messenger RNA from Branchiostoma belcheri (Belcher's lancelet), 2692 nucleotides. Its product is annotated as guanine deaminase-like. Lineage: Eukaryota; Metazoa; Chordata; Leptocardii; Amphioxiformes; Branchiostomatidae. The transcript is spliced from 16 exons. The record is from RefSeq and is a predicted model, not a curated record. The coding region runs from base 348 to 1742 and encodes 464 amino acids. Gene Ontology annotation, molecular function: zinc ion binding; guanine deaminase activity. Gene Ontology annotation, cellular component: cytosol. Gene Ontology annotation, biological process: guanine catabolic process.